Linum trigynum is the source of this 1344-nucleotide messenger RNA. Lineage: Eukaryota; Viridiplantae; Streptophyta; Magnoliopsida; Malpighiales; Linaceae. The record is from the annotation of a GenBank genome assembly.
AUGGAGGAAUCGCUAUCGGCGAAUGAUAAGGACACCAUGGUCACUUCUUUCCUCGAGAUCGCCGUCGGCCAAACCGCUGACACUGCCCGACAGUUCUUGCAGGCCACAAGUUGGAAGCUUGACGAGGCUAUUCAACUCUUCUAUGUUGGCAACGAAGGACAAGUGGCACCUGCUGCACGUUCACCACCUGUUGCAGAUCAGUGGACUAAUGAAAAUCCAGGUUUGCUGAAUGAUAUUGACAAUGAAAGGGUUGGAGGAGAUGUUGAAGAUGUAGUGCGCGCUCCUUUACCUGUAAUGAGGGAUACACUUUAUGAUGCUGCUGCUUUGUAUGGAGCAUCAAGGACGGGAUACUCAUCCCGGGAACCCAGUUCACUUAUGGCUUUCCGCAACUUUAAUGAGGAAACAAAGCAUCCUGCGGUUUGGGAAUCAGAACAAGGUGCUACGUCCUCUGCAAAUACCCCGCGUGAUCUUGCUUCUUUAUAUCGGCCACCUUUCCAUUUAAUGUUUCAGGGGUCAUUUGAAAAGGCAAAAGGUGCAGCAUCUGUUCAGGACAAAUGGCUUCUCAUCAACUUACAGUCCACAAAGGAGUUUAGCUCACACAUGCUGAACAGGGAUACAUGGGCCAAUGAAGCCGUCUCUCAGACCAUUAGCACCAACUUCAUAUUUUGGCAGGUAUAUGAUGAUACAAGUGAGGGUCAGAAAGUUUGUACGUAUUACAAACUAGAUUCUAUUCCAGUGGUGCUAGUCAUUGAUCCAAUCACCGGACAAAAAAUGCGCUUAUGGUGUGGUAUGGUACAACCUGAAAGUCUACUCGAGGAUCUGGUUUCAUAUUUGGAUGGUGGCCCAAGGGACCACCAUAAAAGUUUGUCUAACAAACGCCCCAGGGGAGGUUCUCUGACACCAUCUAAGAACAAAGAUGAAAUUAAUGAAGAAGUUGAGCAAGUGCCACAAGCUGUAUCUGCUGCGACAGAGACAAUGGCAGACCCAGCUGUGGCGGUUUUGAACAAUAACAGUGUUAGUGACACCAAGAAGAUGGAAGAAGUGAGUUUGUGUUCGAAGACCGAGUAUCCACCCUUGCCUGAAGAACCCAAGGGCGACAAGACCCUCAUGUGUCGGGUUGGACUUCGACUUCCCGAUGGGCGUAGGGUUCAGAGGAGUUUCCUGAAAACUGAUCAAGUCCAGUUAUUGUGGUCAUUCUGCUGUGCGGAAUUGAAGGAAGCUCAGACAAGACGAUUUCGGCUCACACAAGCGAUCCCAGGAGCCAAGUGUCUGGAUUUCGAGGGAGGUCUGACCUUCGGGGAGUCGGGGCUGGACAACUCUAUGAUUCUGGUUGCGUGGGAAUGA